GAGCAGUGAACUGUGAUUGUCGAAGAGUGUUGUAAGAACUGCUAGUCCGUACUAACGUCUAUUUUGUUCAGGAGCAACCGAUAUUCGGCGAGUUCAAUAUAGAGAGCUCGACCUAAAACAAGAUGGACUUAAGGAUUUUAGUAUUGAGUCUCUUAGCAAUAACUGUCUCGACGUAUGCGAAACGAGUUACCGAAGCCUAUCUCCAUCAUGGAAAAAUAAUAAGGAUUGUAAAAGAUGUUAAGAGUGGAGAUAUUGCCAAAAGAAGUGCUAAUCCCAGCAUGUGUGGUGGAGGAUGUCAACCAGCACAACCCCAAUGUUGCCCACCUCCUAUGCCCCCACCUAUGCCAGGACCUCCCGGUAUGAUGGGCCCUCCUGGAUGCCCGGGUACCCCAGGACAACCCGGUUGUAUGGGACCUCCAGGUCCUCCAGGAUGCAUGGGACCCCCAGGACAGCCAGGAUGUGCGGGACAACCUGCACCACCUGCAGCUUGCCCACCAAUUUGUGUGCAUCAUUGUAUGAAGAUCUGCCCACUGCCAUGUUGUCAACCACCACCACGUCAAUGCCCAUGCCCUGCCCCACCACCACCAAUGGGAUGUGCUCCUCCAUCAUGUAUGCCACCACCACCACCACCCCCAUCAGCUGGAUGCUGUGGAGGCGGUAUGGCACCACCAAUGGGAGGUAUGCCUCCUCCAAUGGGAGGUAUGCGCCCACCAAUGCCACCAAUGGGAGGUAUGCCUCCACCACAAGCUGGUGGUUGUUGCGGCGGUGGAGCACCACCAAUGAUGCCUCCACCAAUGCCACCCCCAGGCGGUGCUGGAUGCCCAUGCCCUCCACCCCCACCACCACCAGGAUGUGGUGGACAACCAUCAUGCAUGCCACCCAUGCCACCACCAUCACAGGCAUGUUGUGGAAAGUAAAUGUGUAAAUAAAACGAAAUGAACACGAAAGAGAAACAGUGUAAAAAUUUGAUGUUCCAGUUUCUUACAAAACAAACAAGUGAGCAUUGCCUUUGAUAAAAAGGAGUAACAUAAUAAAGGAGUAACAUAAACGCGUUCACCAGCGUUUAAACGCCCCAUUGUUAUUCAAAUCUGUAUUUAUUCUUUAACCCCAGAUUUAUCGGAACUGGUGUACUGAACUAAUAAUAUAGUUGGACUACUCUGUUCAAUAUUUUCUUACUGUAAACAAUAAAUAAAAUAGUAUAUUCCUAGA
Dendronephthya gigantea is the source of this 1209-nucleotide messenger RNA. RefSeq names its product basic proline-rich protein-like. The record is from RefSeq and is a predicted model, not a curated record. Bases 123 to 917 code for a protein of 264 amino acids. The transcript has 4 exons. NCBI's taxonomy places the organism in Eukaryota, Metazoa, Cnidaria, Anthozoa, Malacalcyonacea, Nephtheidae.